Cylicocyclus nassatus is the source of this 1578-nucleotide messenger RNA. NCBI's taxonomy places the organism in Eukaryota, Metazoa, Nematoda, Chromadorea, Rhabditida, Strongylidae. The record is from the annotation of a GenBank genome assembly.
AUGAAUACUGUUGUUUUAAUCCUCUGCUUAUAUCACUGCGUCUUCGGCUACAACUAUCUGGUUUACUCACCACUGUUUGGUCACUCGCAUGCACAUUUUAUGGGAACCAUAGCUGACACUUUAACUGAUGCUGGCCAUAAUGUGACUGUACUUAUGCCUGUGCUCGAUCCUGACAUGGAAAACAUGACUGGACUGAAGUUGACUGCUAAUGUAAUAAAGGUGCCCGCAAAUAAUAAGACAGCUGCAAUGUUUGCGCAAAAGGCGGAAUACACCCCGGGGCUAUGGAAUCUCGACCCUUCAGCUUAUGGCAUGGUGAAGUUGGCCAGCGGUAUGGCGAAGGGCUUCACAUUGCAGUGCGAAAAAGUUUUGAACGAUGAUAAUGUCAUGAGCAUGCUACGCUCGGUAAAGUUCGACGUAGGUAUCUCUGAAGCUUUUGGCAUUUGCGGAUUUGGAAUCUUUGAAUUGCUAGGAGUGAAAUCUACUAUUGCAGCCGCCUCUAUGGUGCAAGCCGAUCAUGUUUCUAAAAUUAUUGGGUUACCAUUAGCUCCCAGUUAUGUUCCAGGAUCGAUGUAUGCGAGGGGCGAGGUGAGGAGUGUAUUAGACCGUUUGAGGAAUGUUCUCGAAACACAAGUUGGCGCUAAAUUCAAUGAGAUUUUGUGCGAGAUGGAGACUGCACCAUUUCGAGCAAAGUACGGAAAGAAUUUCAAGGGAUGCGAGGAGCUCCUUGGCCAAAUCUCAUACCUUUUCACAAACUCAAACCCAUACCUUGACUACCCACGUCCGACAAUUCAUAAAGCUGUCGAUAUUGGUGGAAUUGCUGCAUCGCUGGACGCCGAGAAAAACAAACUUCCUCAGCAUCUGGAUAAAAUUCUUGAUAUCCGUUCUGUGAAUGUGGUAAUUUCAUUCGGAUCAGUGGUGAAAUCUUGUUAUAUGCCGGAAAACUAUAGGCAGUCGCUUCUGAAAGUGUUCAAAACAAUGCCAAAUGUGACUUUUAUAUGGAAAUACGAAUUGGACGCUUCGCAAGAUAUGUUCGGCCUUGCGAACGUUUACUUAUCUGAGUGGCUGCCACAAGUCGCACUAUUAGCCGAUCCUAGGGUGACAGCAUUUAUUUCUCACGGAGGCCUCGGAAGUACCACGGAGAUUGCACAUAUGGGUAAACCAGCGAUUAUGGUACCACUGUUCGCCGACCAGACUCGCAACGCUAAUAUGCUGGCAAGACAUGGCGGAGCUUUGGUGUUAGACAAAUACGGUUUGGCUGAUCAUUUCUUAGUAAGAGAGACAAUUCAAAAAAUCAUUACAGAUGAGAGCUAUGCCACAAAGGCUCGAUUAUUGGCGGAUAUUCUUGUCAACCAACCUAUCAGUGCGAAAACUUUGAUGAUCCAACAUGCGGAAUUUGCAGCCAGAUUUGGAAGGAUACCAAACUUGGAUUCACAGGGUCGCCACCUUUCCAUACUACAACACUACCUUAUUGACGUGUUCACUGUAGUGUUGGCCGUUUUAGCUAUCACUCUUUCUACUAUUUACUAUUUAUUGAGGAUUUGUUGGCGAUGGCGAGUAAGCAAAGCGAAACUCGCAUAA